AUGGAGAGAUUCAACAAAGCGUGUUUGGAAAUUCAAGACUUGCCUACUGAGGUAGUGAUAAUGGGACUUGUCAAUGGCCUCCGAGAUGACCCCUUCUCCCAGUCUUUAUCAAAAAGGCAUCCGGCUUCCCUAAGGGAUGUACAAGAACGGGCUGAAAAAUACAUAAAUAUGGAAGAAAAUGCCAGGUUACGAGAGCCGAGUUGGCGAUCAGGGCACCUUCAACAGCCGAAGGAAAAAGAGAGGGAGCCCAAGAGAAAAGAAGAAGUCAGGCCCGAGAAGCCCAGAAGAUACCACACUUAUACUCUGCUACGAGUUUUCUUAGUAGAUGUCUAUAGGGAAAUCUGUCACACCGAAAAGCUUCCUCCUUUGCGUCCUAUUAAGAACAAAAAAGGUAGAAGUCGUAACGAAUAUUGUGAGUACCACAAGCUGAAGAGAGAUGAGGAAAACCACGAGCAGAGAGAUCCACCCCCACGGACUCCAGAACGACACAUUCAUAUGAUAUCAGGAGGAUUUGCUGGAGGGGGGCUGACCAAAUCGUCUCAGAUGAGGCAUUUGAAAGAAGUCUACCAGGUCGGAGAUAAUAGACCCGACCUUCCCACAAUCUCCUUCACCAGAGAAGAUGAACAGGGGAUCAUACCUGGGCACGACGACCCGGUGUUGGGAUUAGAAGAGAAGGAACUAAAAGCCUAUCUGGAUACUCUCUUCGGAUUGGGUGAUGCUCCUAUCAAGCCAUUGGGCUUCAUCCCUCUGUAUACAACCUUUGGAAAGGGAUUGAGGUCCAAGACUUUAAACAUCAACUUCAUUGUCGUCGAUGUGUCGUCGACUUAUAACGCCCUGAUUGGAAGGGCGACCUUAAACCGGUUAGGAGCAGUCGUCUCCACUCCUCAUCUUUGCAUAAAAUUUCCCACGAAAGAUGGAAUCGCUACCAUCAGAGGAGAUCAAAAGUUGGCAAGAAAGUGUUAUAAUGAAAGCUUGAACCUCCAAGGAAAGGGCAAAGAGGUCAAUGCAAUUAAACUCGGAGGAGUCUGA
Messenger RNA from Arachis ipaensis, 1029 nucleotides. The record is from RefSeq and is a predicted model, not a curated record. Lineage: Eukaryota; Viridiplantae; Streptophyta; Magnoliopsida; Fabales; Fabaceae.